UGACACAACAGCGAAGAUGGCGUGUUGUGGAAACUGUUUUUGUUGCCAAUGUUGCUGCAGAGAAGGAGAGACGCGGACGCCUGAGGAACUGUCCAUCCUUGGUGAAAUCCGAGAUGAAGAAGAUGAGAUUCUUCCCAGGAAAGAUUAUGAGAGCUUGGAUUAUGACCGCUGCAUCAGUGAGCCCUAUGUGGAGAUUCUGGAGGGGAUGGACAACAAGAAAGCCAAAAAGUAUGAAGCAGUACGGUGGGUAAUGAUGUUCGCUAUCGGAGUCACAGUGGGCCUGGUCGGCCUGUUUGUGGAUUUCUUUGUAAGCCUCUUCAGCAAGAUCAAAUUUACUGUGGUUGGUGAUUCUGUAGAGAAGUGCAGUGACAAAGGCUGUCUCCCCCUGUCUCUGCUGGAGCUCUUGGCCUUCAAUAUGACCUUCGUCUUCAUCGCCAGCAUGCUCGUCCUCAUUGAGCCAGUAGCUGCAGGCUCGGGGAUCCCGGAAAUCAAAAGUUAUUUGAACGGAGUGAAGAUUCCAGGAAUUGUCCGGCUGAGAACCUUUCUCUGCAAAGCUGCUGGAGUCCUGUUCAGUGUGGCUGGAGGUCUGUUUGUGGGGAAAGAAGGUCCGAUGAUACACUGUGGAGCCAUUGUGGGAGCUGGCCUUCCUCAGUUUCAAAGCAUCACUUUCAAGAGGAUCAAAUUCAAUUUUCCCUACUUCCGCAGUGACAGGGACAAGCGAGACUUUGUGUCAGCGGGUGCUGCUGCUGGAGUAGCCGCUGCUUUUGGAGCUCCUAUAGGUGGCACGCUCUUCAGCCUGGAGGAGGGCUCCUCUUUCUGGAACCAGGCCCUCACUUGGAAAGUGCUCUUCUGUUCGAUGUCGGCCACCUUCACCCUCAACUUCUUCCGUUCUGGGAUCAACUUUAACAAGUGGGGCUCCUUCCAGCUGCCUGGUCUGCUCAACUUUGGAGAGUUCAAGUGCUCAGAUGGAGAUAAGAACUGCCAUCUGUGGACAGCAGUGGACCUGGCCUUCUUUGUCCUGAUGGGGGUGGUGGGUGGCCUGCUGGGGGCGCUCUUCAACUGCAUGAACAAGAUCCUGGCCAAGUAUCGUAUCAAGCACAUCCACCCCAAGGCCAAGUUCAUCAGAGUUCUCGAGAGUCUGCUGGUUGCCAUGGUGACGACCGUGGUGAUAUUCGCAGCUUCCAUACUGUUGGGCGAAUGUCGCGACUUGUCCUCCCCCUCAACCCAAAACACCACGCUUUCUGGCGGUGAGGACAUCAACUCCACCAUUCGACAGUUCUUCUGCACCAACAAGACGUACAACGACAUGGCCACGUUGCUGUUCAACCCGCAGGAGGCCGCCAUCCACCAGCUCUUCCACCAGGACGGUACCUUCAGCCCGGUGACUCUGUCAGUCUUCUUCCUGCUGUACUUCCUGUUGGCCUGCUGGACCUAUGGGGUGUCUGUGCCCAGCGGCCUCUUUGUCCCUUCCCUGCUCUGCGGGGCGGCUUUUGGACGUCUGGUUGCCAACAUCCUCAAAGUGGAACUGGGAAUGGACAUCUACUCUGGGACCUUUGCUCUCAUUGGAGCUGCUGCCUUUCUCGGAGGCGUGGUCAGAAUGACCAUCAGUCUGACUGUCAUCCUCAUUGAAUCCACUAAUGAAAUUACAUACGGACUGCCCAUCAUGAUCACUUUAAUGGUUGCCAAGUGGACUGGAGAUUUCUUCAACAAGGGCAUCUAUGACAUCCACAUCCAGCUCAAAGGAGUGCCGCUGCUGGAGUGGGAGACUGAGGUUGAAAUGGACAAGCUGACAGCCAGUGAUAUCAUGGAGCCCAACUUGACUUAUGUGUACCCCCACACCCGGGUCCAGUCUCUAGUCAGCAUCCUGCGCACCACCAUCUACCACGCCUUCCCUGUGGUCACUGAAAACCGUCAGAACGAACGGGAUUUCAUAAAGGGCAACAUCCUGGUCAGCAACAACAUCCGCUUCAAGAAAUCCAGUGUUGUGUCACGCGCGGGGGAACAGCGGCGCCGCUGCCAAUCCAUGAAGUCGUACCCAUCCAGCGAGCUGAGGAACGUCUGUGACGAACAGAACGUGGUGGUCGAGCCAGCAGAGGAGGGGGAGGACCUGCUGCAGCAGAUGUUAGAGAGGAGACAUGCCCCCUACCCCAACCUGUACCCAGAUCAGUCUCCAAGUGAGGAGUGGACCAUGGAGGAGCGCUUCAGACCACUCACCUUCCACGGCCUCAUCCUGCGCUCCCAGCUGGUCAACCUGCUCAUCAGAGGGGUCUGCUACACUGAAAACCAGUCGAGCGCCACUCAGCCCAGGUUGUCCUAUGCAGAGAUGACUGAAGAUUACCCACGUUACCCUGACAUCCAUGACCUGGACCUGGGCCUGCUCAACCCCCGCAUGAUAGUGGAUGUCACCCCCUACAUGAACCCAUGUCCCUACACGGUGUCGCCCAACACCCACAUCUCCCAGGUGUUCAACCUGUUCAGGACCAUGGGGCUGCGUCACCUCCCAGUGGUUAACGCUGUCGGAGAAAUUGUUGGAAUAAUCACAAGGCAUAAUUUGACCCACGAGUUCCUUGUGGCCAAACUGCGGCAGCACAGCAUCACUAUUUGACCAGACUCUGGACAUCUGCUGCCCUUCCAACCCAGACUGUCCUAGUCCUGGUCCUGGUCCUGGUCCUGAGCCUUUGUCUCUGUCCAUUCGUAAAAAAGCUUGCACACAUUCUCUGCGGUACAAUAGGGAACACAGUUCUCCUGUGAGUGAAACCAUUCUGUUGUAUUUCACAAAGGUCUUACAUCUCCACAGUUGAGGAACCCGGCUUCAGUAGCAGGACUGGAUUCAUAAACCGGGACCACUUUAAUAGAACCAUAUUUGUUUUGACUGUAUAGAAAAGGUUUUACACUUCACAGAUAUCCCCAAACAAUCCAUAUGAUAAUUCAUGAGCACUUACUGAGAGGACUGGCUCUCCUCUGACACAACCCCCGAUGAUCUGAUAGCAUUAAGCUUCAAACAUGAGCCACCUCAGCAGUUCUUUCAGUGAGUCACAGGGCGACUGUGUCUCAGUGGUGAGCAGUUGUCGUCCUUCAAUCAGAGGAUCGGCGGUUCAAUCCCCGGCUCCGCUAUACCAUAUUCAAUGUGUCCUUGGGCAAGACACUUAACCACAAGAUGCCCCCAUAGUUCUACAGUGUGUGAAUGUUAGUUAGUCCUGAUGUGCAGGUGGAACCUUAGCUCCUCCCAUCAGUGUGUGAAUGGGUGAAUGAUGUCAUGUAGUGUUAAAGCGCUUUGAGUGGUCGGAAGACUAGAAAAGUGCUUUACAGGACAGGUCCAUUUACCAUUUACAGUGUUAUCGCAACUCAAUAGUUCUCAAACCCUUUUUCCUGUCUUUAGAAGCCAACACCAAGUGCAUGUGCCCUCCAUCCACACAACUCAGUUUUUAUCAAUUGUUACAGAUUUGACUGACAUUUAUUUGUUAUUCUUUUUGAAAAUCAGGUGAGCAAGAUAGCCUCUCUAGCAGCAGCUCACUUCCCUACAUGAAUCACAUGCGUUGAACAUCCACACAGAACUGGAGAGAGGUAUUGAGUAGCCACGCGUUGGGUCAUCGACCGCUGCUUCUGCUGGUGGAAGACACAAUAGACAGUCAGCUUUGCAGGCAGAGCUUGGAAUGAAGAGGUCAUAGCCCAAUAUAGCUGCCUAGCCUGCUGCCUACAUAAAGAAAGCUCCAGCAGCUUGUUGAUCGUGCUCACUGGAAACAUCAGAAUCUUCCUUUUGAUGCUUUAUUGUUGUUAUCACUGUAGCACUUUUUGUGUAACCACCAUGAAUACACAAGCAUUGUUUUGCACUCA
Molecule: messenger RNA, 3834 nt
Organism: Cyclopterus lumpus (lumpfish)
Lineage: Eukaryota; Metazoa; Chordata; Actinopteri; Perciformes; Cyclopteridae
Gene: clcn6
Product: chloride channel 6
Exons: 23
Coding region: 17-2605 (862 amino acids)
Biological process (GO): chloride transport; transmembrane transport
Cellular component (GO): intracellular membrane-bounded organelle; lysosomal membrane
Molecular function (GO): voltage-gated chloride channel activity
Source: RefSeq, a predicted model, not a curated record